Messenger RNA from Ostrinia furnacalis (Asian corn borer), 1587 nucleotides. It is a transcript of the gene RMI1, whose product is annotated as RecQ mediated genome instability 1. Gene Ontology annotation, cellular component: nuclear body; RecQ family helicase-topoisomerase III complex. Lineage: Eukaryota; Metazoa; Arthropoda; Insecta; Lepidoptera; Crambidae. Gene Ontology annotation, biological process: resolution of meiotic recombination intermediates; double-strand break repair via homologous recombination. The record is from RefSeq and is a predicted model, not a curated record. The transcript has 7 exons. Gene Ontology annotation, molecular function: nucleotide binding. Bases 97 to 1560 code for a protein of 487 amino acids.
UUGUAAAUAGUGGGAAAGAGAAAAUUAUCACGGAUUUUAAUAAAUAAAAACUGAUGUAAAUAAUUAAACUAUGAAUAAUUUGUUGAUGCACGAAAAAUGACUUCUAACAAUCUUAUAAACUCAGUUCGUCAGUAUCUGGCUUCGCAUUGUAUGCGUGUAGAAGAAGAAUGGCUAACGGGAUGUGUAGAAUUCUUGACAGAAGACAGUAGCAAUAAUUACUCUGAAGCAGAUAUAAAGAACUUGGCUAAGGAGCAAUGGUUGUUGAAUGAUCUGAAAGAAAUUUGUCCGGGGUCUUUGCCCCCCAAUCUUAAAGAGAGGGUUAAGACUGUACUGUCAGACAGGUUCGUGCUGCAGAUCAACGCUGCUGUAGAUAUAGGAACCCCAGCUUAUCAGCAAUAUCUGAAGUUGCAAAAGGUGAACACAGAGAACAUUGAUGCCACAACCAAGUUUGAUGAUAAAAUACCAAACCACAGGAUGAUUAAGUUGUAUCUCACUGAUGGUGUUCAAGAGAUAUCAGGCAUAGAGUAUAAGCCCAUGAGGAACCUCUCCUGUGAUAUCACACCAGGCUGCAAAGUACUUAUAAAAGGACCCGUAGAAUGUCGUCGUGGCGUCCUGCUGCUGACUGAGAGUUCUAUAGAGCUCCUCGGCGGGGAGGUGCAAGAGAUCGCCGUGUCCCACUCUCUAGCUGGCAUGCUGUCUUCCAAACUUGGCCUGCCCAUUACUCAAGAAACGGACGGAGCAGACCUCAACACCACAAUAUCUCAUCCACGGAACACCAACAUCCCAACACCGCACACUCAAAUGCCACCAGCAAGACAAGUCGAUGACUCCCGCCCAGUGGCCAGGGUCACCAGCCUCCAAGUAGCAAGUACCAUAGCCGACGACGACAUUGACCUGGAUCACAUAGCCGCUAUAGAAGCUGAGUUCUCUACCAACCCUGGCAAAAGGCAGCUAACACAUUUAGAUCUGAAGCCAGAGAAGAAAUUAAAAACAGAAGUCGUCAACAAUCCCGAUGACUACCCUGAUGAUAACGACUUUUUAGACGAAGAUGAGGACUAUUUGAAAGAAAUGGAAGCUCAGUUUGACGCUCAAACUGCUAAAGGUCCCGUAAAGGCGUCUUCAGAACCGUUCGUUUAUAUCAAGCAAAUCAAUGACAUGAAACACAGUGAUAAAGUGGGAAGAGUAUUCAAAGUGAAGGCUCAGAUUAUGAAGCUUCUAUCCAAGUUGUCAGUGGGCAAAGAUGGGUGGAGUCUGAAAUGCACUCUCAUAGAUGGCACAGGAAAUAUAGACGUAGAUUUCACGAGCGAUGUUCUAUCCAAACUAGUCGGGUUCACGCCUCAGGAGAUGAACGAUUUGAAAAAGAAAAUGGCGUCCAAUCCAGCGCUCAAAGAAAAGGCUGUUUCUGCACUACAGAAAGCCAAGGAUACCUUACAAGUGUUGUACUGUAUAAUAGAGCUGACAAUCCUAGAAGUGCCUAAAAUCACCGCUCUUGUGCCUUUUGAAGAAUCUCACGUCGAUUUGCUAAGUAAAAGAGUUAAAAGUUACGAAUCUGUUUUAUAGCAUUAAAGAUGAUUUUGUUAUAAAAUA